AUGUUAAUGGUUAUAGCCAACAAAAUAACAACUCUGCUAUCGUCUACAAUCAGAGAUUCGAUAACCAACGGGAAAACAAUCAGAGUUCAAAUCACAAAUGAAGCCACGAGGUUCGCGCAAACGAGAUAUUCAUUUCAGCCGUUCAUCUUACGUUUUUCUGCUAGUCAGGUCACUGCCAAACAAACAGCUAAAGAAUUAAUAAAUUACAUAAAGAAUAAUGUUAAUUUUGAAUUAGAUAUUGUUGGCUGUCGGGAAUCAAAAGUAAAAUGCGCCGCGAAUGAAAUUGAUAUCCUUCUCUUCGUCAAAAAUUCGAAAUCUUUUGCUUUUUUAUUGGAUGAGUUAAAUUGGCCACAAUCUAUUGAUGGACAGCAAUAUACGUUCCCUUCAAAGCCCUCGAUUCCCUCUCAAUUAUCGAUUGUCGUUAAAAACGUUAGUUUACGUAUUAACAUCGCUAGCUUUACUGAUGAUUUGAAAAAUGCUUAUCCAUCGGCAGAGAAUGUCAUACGUUUAAAGAAUAAGAAUCAAACGGAUAUUAAGUUACUCAAGGUUGAAUUCAAAUCAGUCGAAGAGAGAAAUACAGUCCUCGAACGGAGAAAAAUAAUGGUGAACUAUAUUAGUUAUGAUGUAGAACAAUAUUUAGGACAGGCGAAGGUGUUGAUCUGUACGAAAUGUCAAGGAAUUGGUCCUUUCAAACGUCAGUGUCAACAAGUCAAUGAAACAUGCAAAGUUUGUGGGGUCUCCUGCCACGAUAUUAAACAACAUCAGUGUUCGUUCGUGCCUAAAUGUAUUCAUUGUGGAUCAUCUCACAAUUCCAAUGACCCUAAAUGCCCGGUUGUGAAAUCAUUUCGUGCAUCUUUGACGAGGAAACUACUAUCGCUUCCUCCUACUUCGUCUUAUUCAACCGAUUGUCCGGCUGAUUUUCCACGUCUCGCUUCGGCUCAAUUUGCGUCUAUACGCAAUACGACCACUAAUUUGAUUUUGUUAAAAUUAGAUGUCAUUAAUAAGUGUGUGAAUAAACUGAAUGACAAUAUUGAAAUAUUGGCACGCAAAACUGAACAAUUUGAGAAGUUUAUGGCUGACAAGAUUGAAUCGGACAUACAAUUCGAUAAAAGAAUUCAGGCACUCUAA
This is a messenger RNA of Didymodactylos carnosus, 1128 nucleotides long. Lineage: Eukaryota; Metazoa; Rotifera; Eurotatoria; Philodinida; Philodinidae. The record is from the annotation of a GenBank genome assembly.